This is a messenger RNA of Cylindrotheca closterium, 1686 nucleotides long. NCBI's taxonomy places the organism in Eukaryota, Bacillariophyta, Bacillariophyceae, Bacillariales, Bacillariaceae. The record is from the annotation of a GenBank genome assembly.
AUGGCGGAUAACUGUGAAGUUCUAGAUAUUCUGGCAGAGCAGGACCCUGUGAGGAUUCCCUUUGAGAAUACCCCAACGAUUGAAUACUAUCACAAUACGCUGCCGCGUCUAAGCACGAAUAAAGAUUUGCUGGAUGACGACUACAACCAAGCUUGGGCCGGAUUCAUUACGGCUUUUAUUGGAUUCUUCUUGAUAUGGGGCUCGAUGCUUGGCUUUUUCAAGUGGCGAGGACCCGAAAAGGCGGGAUGGAUCUCUGGAAGUCGAACAACCAAGCAAACUCAAGUGGAAGAGCCCUCCAGCAAUGACAAUGGUGUGUUUUCUAGCUUCCGAAUACUAGCCAAGAAGGAAAGCACGGCGGUCGAAAACAAGAAGGCUUUACCAAAGAAGCAGUCAAUGUUUCUGCGUAUUCUUUUGUAUAUCACGAUUUUUGGCAUCAUUACAGCAAAUGGAAUUCUAUACUUUACGGGUCUAAAGAAUCUGAGUUCAGCCACAGAUGAAGGUCUAGCUACUUUAGAUCAAGCAGAAGCUCAAAUGAAACUGAGCGUUUGCCUGUUUGAACAAGUCAUUGACCGCAUGGAAUUGGCCGAGAACAAUACUCAAGAAUUGUUGAAAAGGGCCAACAAUAUUUGUCCUCGAGUCCAGAAUCAAUUUUGCCAAGUUCUGUCUGAUCCCGACUCUUGCGGAAGUGAUAGUAAUCGACGCCUGCUUGUGGAUGACUUGUUAGGUUGGGCCGGAUAUGCCUACGAUCUUGCCUCCGAGCAGGCACAAACCAUUGUCAACUUUUUGCAAUCCAUGCUGCAAUCCAUGCAAAAUGGAAUUCAAUUCUUUCAAAAGGAAGUCAACCUCAAAGUGCAACUACAGCUUAUGCGAGACGACUUGAAUGGCAAGAUUGAAGCCAACCUGGUCGACACCAAGGAUCAAGUGGAGACUGCUGCCUUGAUGGUAACACUAUCUUCUGUUCUCUGUUUGAUAUCGACUCUUGUGUGCAUCGGUCUGUUGGCCGCUCACUUUUUGAAGAAACCACGCUUGUUGAAAGUAUUCUUUGGAUUUUUCAUCUUUACGACUGUACUGAUAAUCGUGGCAGCCAUUGCCAUUACGAUUGCAGCCUUUGUUGUGUCUGACCUUUGCAUCGACGAUCCCGAUACCCGCGCCAUUGAGCUGCUGCUUUUAAGACUGGACUUGAAGUCCGAAAUAUUGGAAAACGUUGCCAGAGGCUUCUUCGAGUCCAUGGCAGAUGGCGAUAUUUGCUUUGAGGAGCCGCCGACAGAGUUCCUUACAAACAGUAUUGAUUUCGUACAGGAAGGUAUGGACGCGUUCGAUGGUUGGAGCGGUUUCUUUAACGGCUUUGAUAGUAUCCAAGAAUUAGCCUGUGGUGCCGAUGCAACGUCGUUUGCCGAUGUGGAAGCCUUCAUGGAGACAUCCAUCAAUGCCAAGCUCAAUAUCACAGCUGUCUUUCUGGAAAGUGCUGGGCAAAUUUUGACAUGUUCCUUUUGGUUGAAACUCUUUGAAAAGGGUCUGCACCAAGCCACCUGCUAUGAUGGCAUGGAGGCAUUGGCAACCGUCGCACCUGCCCAGUUCAUCAUUGCAUGCUUGUGCAUGCUUGUUGUGACCUUUCGUGUUGUGCUUUGGGAUACUAUUAUCUUGGAGGCUGAUGCUGGGGGAACUGAGAAUCAUCAAAGUACAUGA